Messenger RNA from Pseudoliparis swirei, 1894 nucleotides. RefSeq names its product probable G-protein coupled receptor 141 (gene gpr141). Gene Ontology annotation, molecular function: oxysterol binding; G protein-coupled receptor activity. Gene Ontology annotation, biological process: G protein-coupled receptor signaling pathway. The record is from RefSeq and is a predicted model, not a curated record. The coding region runs from base 207 to 1166 and encodes 319 amino acids. The transcript is spliced from 2 exons. NCBI's taxonomy places the organism in Eukaryota, Metazoa, Chordata, Actinopteri, Perciformes, Liparidae. Gene Ontology annotation, cellular component: membrane.
CACAUAAGCUCACACACACACACACACACGCAUAUCCGUGCAUGCAUUCAAGCAGAAACAAAGACACACACAAACACAGAGGUACUUUCUCAGACUUCAAGCUAUUCCCAUCCUCGCCCACACUUUGUGAACAUAUAACACAUCCUUUUAUGCCUUGUUUUCACAAGUAAGAGCACUCGGCAGGCAGUUUGUCUUGGAUCCAGAAGAUGGCUUCCAUGGCGACCCAAAGCCCACUAUCCACCGCCGUGAGCAUGGUGACGACCACAAGCUCUUUACUCACAACCUCAAAGAUGCCGGAUGGUGAUAAACAACCUGAUGAGUACCACACAGUCCUCCUGGUCAUUUACUCCGUGGUUCUGCUCAUCGGGACCAUCAGCGUUAGCUUGAUGAUGCACAUCAUGAAGUUCAGCACGACAUCCAUCACCUCCAUUGCUGUACUCAACCUCAUCUUCACCCACUUCAUCUUCCUUCUCACUGUGCCCUUCAGGAUUUACUACUACGCCACUAAUCACUGGAGCCUGGGCCACGGGUGGUGCAAAGUGGUCAGCUGCAUGAUUCACAUCCACAUGUACAUGUCUUUCAUCUUCUAUGUGAUCAUCCUCAUCACACGCCUGAUGACAUUCUACCACAAAGCUGAGCAGGUGGCCUCCUUCCAGAGGAUUCAUGCACUGGUUGCCAGUGCCGUGGUGUGGAUGGCGGUGCUUGUCGUGGUCCCUUGCAUCAUCUACUUUUCCUACGGAAUAAACACAGAAGAUCCGAGCCCGGGCAACAGUACCACACCUGCGACACACUGCUUCAAGUUUGGAGACAACAUAGCGUCUGCUGCCAAGGUGCUGAACUACAUCAUAAGCACAGUCAUCAUAGUGGUGGCCACAGUGCUGACAGCCCUCCAAGCCAAUGCUCUACUGGUUUUAUACAGGAAGCAUCGCCAGGGAUGCACCUCUCAGCAGGAAUUUGGGGCUCAGUUAAAGAGUCUGUGCUUUGCUCUCAUUAUGGUUGUCUGCUUUAUUCCCUAUCACAUGUUCCGGCUGAAUUACUUGGAACAACUCCAUCUGCAGAGUGUCAAUGAGGUCUUUCUGAGUCUGACCACGUUUAACUGUUUGGACAUGCUCACCUUCUUGGGGCGGAGAACCUGCUACAUGUGCUUACCGGGAAAAGGUAUUUGACAACCGUUGGUUGGAUGUGUGUUUGGGGGCCAUGAUGAUUUAACUGUUUUAUUUCCUAACUUCUUUUUACUUUACUGUCAUUUAUUGCCACAUAAAUUAUUAUUUUUACUGUAUUGCUUCUGUGCAUCUCAAUAAAAGCACACUGUACCACUUAUUCAAAAGAAAAAGCCAUCAUUAAACAGAUACACUGGUAUUAAGUACAAAUAAAACUGGUGAAACAUGUACACAAAUAGCAGUUAUACAUGGCCACUCACUAGCUGUUCAUCAUCACUUAUUUAGUUUUGAUAAUCUUCAAAACCAGACAAACUAGCUCGCUCCCCUCUAACCUGUCGGAUGUGCCAUGCUUUGCUUUUUUGUCCUAUAUGACUAGUGUGUCAACAGCAGCUUUUUGUUAUGUGACUUAUUAAAAUGUGUUAUUCAUUAUUUGCAAUUAUUUGAUAGUUGAAAGUGCAAUGAGAGAAACACAACGUACCUACCAUGUUGCUUUUGACUCAAAAUGAAUGAUCUCUUGCCCUCUUCUGGUCAUUUUAUAUACUACAAAGGCUUCAAGCUUGAAACUUGUCUUGCUAGAUUAUAACAAUGGUCUUUAAAUUCCCUCGUUUAUUUAUCCAAAUUGUGUCUUCAUGUGAAAGGCAUGUGAGUAGAAUAGAAAAAUAAAUAUAUUACGCCUUAUUUGCUGACACUUAACGCCUGUGUACAUAGCUGGAGGGAAAUAAAUAUAAUUGUUA